Molecule: messenger RNA, 3267 nt
Organism: Strongylocentrotus purpuratus (purple sea urchin)
Lineage: Eukaryota; Metazoa; Echinodermata; Echinoidea; Camarodonta; Strongylocentrotidae
Exons: 4
Coding region: 24-800 (258 amino acids)
Source: RefSeq, a predicted model, not a curated record
UGCCUUCGAUUGAAAAACUAGAAAUGGACCUUCUUGUCUUUUUCAUAUUUGCAGGAUGUGUGACCAUGUCCAGUGCUGUCACAUGCUAUACCUGCCAAGAAGACGUCCCCUUCGACCAAGAAAAAGGUGUUUUCGACGUGACCGACUGCUCUGCACCAAGCCAAAACAACGUCGAUACAGACACGGAAUGUACUGGGACUUGUCUUACAAUGAUUUCGCUGAGAACUUCAACCUACGGGGUCACUCGCGGGGUCACUCGCGGGGUCACUCGAUCUUGCCUUGAUGAGGAGUCUCCUUCACUUAUACCAUCACAAUGCGAUACAGGAUGCACGAAUCUAUUCGUCGGUCGACUCGAUUGCAGACAGUGUUGCGACUCCGACUUUUGCAACAAUGCAGCUGUGGAUGACGUCAUAAAGGAGAAUCGAAUGGGCCAAACUUGCUACGAGUGUCGGCACAGCGAGAUACCUUACAUUGGUAAUUUCAACCCCAGUUGUGGACUGGCUUUCGACCCAGAGGGCACAGACUUGAGGUACUCCUUCUGCCAGGGUCUGUGUUAUAGUGCAGUCACGUUCAUCGAGGGGGUAGAAGACGUUCAGCGUGGAUGCCGGGGCUCAGGAAGCAGUUGCGAUUAUGCCAACCAUCCCUAUCUGGAAGACAAGAGCGUUAGUUUCGGCGGUCUGGAUUACGAUAUGAAGUGUUGUUUGGGCUCCCUUUGCAAUGGGGGUCGGUCUCUUGGUUCUGCCAUGAGCAUGAUCGUACUCGCUUCUUUCUUGGCUCAGUUCUUGGCUCUAGCACUGUAAUAAACAGAGGGAAAUUUAAUUAUUAUCCCCAAUGAUUCCAAAGAGACCGACCCUAAUUCAAAACGACACCAGGGCCCUGUUUUCAUAAAACGUGUUAUCAAUAACAGGUUGCUAGAGCUGUUACAAGCUACUGAAAUCGUUGCAUUUGAUUAGCUGAAAGCAGGUGUCACACUUAAUAUUGAUAACGAGGUUUAUGAAUCGGGGCCCAUGGCAGCGUUUCACCAAACCGUCAUACCACAAAUUUGCAGGAAACCCAUGGAAACUCGUGUUUCAAUGGGCUGUCGGUGAACUUGUAAUAGUGACGGUUUCGUGGAAUUAUGCCCCGAUCGACGAUCGACCCAAUGUAAACAUUUUUAAACCGAAUGGUCGGUUUGGAAUCAGUUUGGCGGUCUAAUUUUGUUGGUGUAUUUCAAUCUGAAUUUGCUUAUUAAAUCAUGAAGAAUUUUCCUUUGUGCGGUUUUACAAUCUUCAUACAAUCAAGGAGUUUUAAGAGCUGGACCGUGUUUCAACUGGCAACAAAUUAUGCCAAGCAGCUGCCGUUUUCUAAGGUUGAGAAGUGAUUUUGUUCACAAAUGCAUAGCGUUAAUAUUUCACUUUUUAUUUGAACUAACAAGGGGGAAAAUCGAAUAGAUAAUAAAAUGUGAAUCCAAAUAAAAAGCCUAAUUGUGUCAAGAAACUUGCUUACAUUGUAUAAUAGCAGUUUUAAUUUGUGAAAAUAGUAAAAUGUUACAAUCCUAAAACCUGCAAUUUUAUACUUUUCCAAUUAUUUCCGGGUCACGAAAAUAAACAGUCAAUUUGUUAUUGUACAGUCCUUUAUGAUGUUAUAUGUCAGAUUAGUGCCCACAAUGCCCAGUCGAGUAAUUUGGAUGAAUAUUUCAGGAAAUUUUGCUCCAUUUCCUUUCGCUUGCCUCCUGUAAAGGCAAACACUUACAAAAGCAUAUUUCCAUUUGAAAGUGGCCCGUUAGUUUUCAGCUAGGCCGGAACCUUUUGUAUACUUAUUUGCAAGGAAGAUCUAGUUAAGUACAUGCCUGACAUAUUUUUCUCCUUGCAGCUUCGAGGAUGGUACAAAUGGAAUGAGCUAGAUAUGACUCCAUCUCUUAAAACUCCUUGAUACAAUUAACGGUGCUUGUUCGUUGUACAAGAUAAUGUUACGCGGGAACUCUAGCCUUUGCAGGUUAACUACCAAUGUCUGACAUAUAUUUUGCGAUAGCUUAAAAGGCCCUAGGCAAUUUUACAAACAGCAGUGCAGAAGAUGUAUGAAUACCGAUAUUUGAACAUAUUCCGUCAUUAUAUGUUUGAAAAUCCCAUUAAUCUCCCCACUAGUAUAGCGUGUUUUAAAUAACAUAUCUUCUAUCCAAGGUUUCUUUUAAGUGUAAUUAGCAAAUUAAACUUUAGACUUAUUACUCGGAACUUCAAAGUAUGUACAUUUUUUUUGCAGCAAAUCAGUUAUUUUGUGGGUGUAUUUACAAUGUGAAUUUACUUAUAAAAUCAUGAAGACUUAACCUGUGUGCGGUUUUAUAAUCUUCAUAUAAUAACAGGUGCUGGUUCGGUGUACAAGAUAAUGUUAUGUGAGGAUUCUUUCUUUUGCACGUUAAUUACCAAUGUUUGACAUAUAUUUUGUGAUAGCUGAAAAGGCCAUAAGUGAUUAAACACACAGCAGUGCAGACUGAAGAGGCUGUAAGAAUGUCGACCAUUACAUGACGAAUAAACUGUUGUUACCAUAUUAUAUUAUCAGAAUUUAAACAUAUUCUGCAUUAUAUGUUUUACUAUUCCUUUGAUCUCCCCAUUAAUAAAGCGUGUUUUGAAUAAUUGCAUUUAAGCAGGUUAUCAUGACAGAUCUUGGAUUUAAAGUUUUCAUAUUAGUAUAACGAGCAAUAUAAACUUUGAAAAUAUUACUCAGAACUUCAAAGUAUUUAUACUUUUGUCGUAGCUAAUCAGUUACUUGGUUGGUGUAUUAACAAUUUUAAUUUGCUUAUUAAAUCAUGAAGACGAUUUUGUAAUCUUCAUAUAAUCAUUGGUUCUGGUUCGUUGUACAAUAUAAUGUUAUGAGAGAAUAUUAGUUUUUGCAGGUUAAAUACCAAUGUCUGACGUAUAUUUUCUGGCGGCUGCAAAGGCUUGAAGUAAUUAAGCAAACAACAGUGCAGUCUGCAGAAGCUGUAUGAAUAUGAUUUUUGAACAUAUUCCGUCUUUAUAUGUAUUAACAUUUCAUUAAUCUCCCCACUAGUAAAGCGUGUGUUAUAUAAAUACAUUGAAGCAGUUUCCUUUUAGUAUAACGAGCAUUUGAAACUUUAGACAUAUUAUACUCAGAACUUCAAAGUAUGUUUACUUUUUGUAGAAAAGCUGUAAUGUUGAUUAAAAAUUAGAAUUGUUUAAGUCAUGAAGAAUUAAUUACCAAUGUAUGACAUAUAUUUUGUGGUGGCUGAAAAGGUCUGAAGCAAUUAAACAAACAGCGAUGCAGAAGCUGAAA